Molecule: messenger RNA, 1253 nt
Organism: Mizuhopecten yessoensis (Yesso scallop)
Lineage: Eukaryota; Metazoa; Mollusca; Bivalvia; Pectinida; Pectinidae
Product: fructosamine-3-kinase-like
Exons: 8
Coding region: 189-1160 (323 amino acids)
Source: RefSeq, a predicted model, not a curated record
UGCGUAUGGGGAAAAGAUCGAAGAUAUGCUAGGCAAACGUAUUAUAGACAACAAAUCUAUAUCUACAAGUAAAUACAUGUAUGCGUUAUUUAUAGCUUGCAGGAUCGAAACCGAUACUAACAGAAUUUAAUUCAAAGAAAUUCAACAGUUCUGGUAUAUGUUAAGCAUGUGCAUUUGUAGACAGAAAAAUGGAGGAUAAGGAACUGGUAGAUCUAUUAGAAAAUAGACUCGAUUUAAACAGCAUGACAUUUAUUGAGAAUCGAAAUGGAUACAUUAACGAAGGGAAAGUGUUUCAAACAGAUGGCGAAAACAGAAUAUUUGUGAAAGUAAACAGAAAACCAGGGGCACGGCUCAUGUUUGAGGGAGAAGUUGCAAGUUUGAAAGCAUUGAAACAAACAAAUGAAGUCAGGGUACCAGAUCCAAUAAAGAUAGUAGACAUUCCGACUGGUGGUGCAGUUCUGGCUAUGGAGUUCCUGGAUAUUGUGGAGCUUUCGAGUCAGCAGGCGGUUCUGGGCGAGAAACUAGCACGGUUACAUUUGCAUAAUGACGGAUUACGUCGACGAGCUAAGAAGGCCGAAUGUACAAUAGGUGCAUACGAACAAAGUCCAACAGCCGUGGAUCAAUUUGGUUUCGAGGUGACUACCUGUGUCGGCUUUGUGCCGCAACAUGUCUCCUGGUCGGACGACUGGACGACAUACUACUCCAGUUUAUUGGAAUAUCGGAUCGGUUUGGUUGAAACGCAAGCUUCUUCAGCGGUUGAUAUGGAACUUGCCCGAAAAGUGCGCGAGCUAUGGACACAAGUAUUACGACUUUUGCCAAGCCUAUUUAGGAACCUGGACAUCAAACCAUCUUUAUUGCAUGGCGAUCUCCACAGCUUCAAUUCGGGAGAAACUAUAAAAGGUGGACCAGUAAUAUUUGAUCCAGCCUCCUUCUACGGACAUUCCGAAUGUGACCUCGCCGUGGGAUUUGCGUUCAGUGGCUUCAACGAUCAGUUCUAUGAUGCGUAUUUUAGAAAAAUUCCAAAAGCCCCUGGAUUUGAAGGAAGACUAGAUCUAUAUAUGCUAAAUCAGAUCUUAAAUUAUUGGAAUCAUUUCGGUCCAAAGCAGCAACAACGAACCAUUGAUUUAAUGAAGAAAAUCGUGUCGACAACCCCACAAUGAUAAUACUUUGAGCGGGGUUUGCCUUUAGCCGGAAUAACGAUUUUCUAAUUCCGAAAAUGAAAGCUAAGCGUAUGAAAAUUAAAACUUAUAAAA